AUGGCGAUUCAAGCUCAACAUCCUAGUUUCUUCUUCCUCAACAGUAACGGACAAGAAACGAUUAAUGAUUGGUCGUUGCAACCUCAAGACACUCAUUUCACUUUCAUCAAAGCUGAGGUUGUUGGUUCGAGAAAGCGAUCAAGAGAAGUUUCGUCGGUGGAUUUUAUUGAAUUCUCGGCGGCUCCGAUGAACCCUCCACCGCAAAAACCGCCGCAAGUUAUCUCUACUGUGGUUUCUACUCAUGAACAGUCACAGAAUCGAGAGAAGCUGCUUUCGACUUUUUAUAUGCUUCCCGGAGAUCUCGCCGGAGAAAUCAAACGGCAAAGAGAUGACUUAGACAGACUCCUACAAACCCAGGGUGAGGAACUCCGGCGCAUGUUAGCGGGGAAUAGAGAGAGUCGCUAUGUCGAGCUAUUGUGCGCCACGGAGGACUUGGUUGGACGGAGGAUGAGAGAAAAGGAAGCAGAGUUGGAGAAAGCCAUGCGCCGUCACGCUGAGCUAGAGGCACGUGCCGCUCAGCUCGCUAGUGAGGCGCAAACUUGGCAGGUGAGAGCAACAACGUUGGAAGCCGAAGUGUCGUCGUUACAGACUCAUAUCCAUCAAGCCGUAACAAGCCGAGCUACCUUGGCGAAACGUCAUAUGAUCGGAUGCAGCAACAUCAACGGUAAUGAAGACGAAGCUGAGGACACAGAAUCCAUCUAUGUGGAUCCAAAACGAAUCGAGUUGAUCGGACCUAGUUGUAGGAUUUGCUGUCGGAAAUCGGCGACUGUGAUGGCAUUGCCGUGUCGACAUUUGGUUGUAUGUAAAGGAUGCAACAACACAAUGCGUGUUUGUCCGAUUUGCCUCAAUGAAAAAAAUUCUAGUGUUGAAAUUUUCUUUUCUUGA
This is a messenger RNA of Arabis nemorensis, 885 nucleotides long. NCBI's taxonomy places the organism in Eukaryota, Viridiplantae, Streptophyta, Magnoliopsida, Brassicales, Brassicaceae. The record is from the annotation of a GenBank genome assembly.